AUGGUAGUUAGGCGGAAAGUACAUGUUCUUCUAAUUGCAAGGAGCUUUCAUUCCUACACACCUUGCUUCAGAGUAACUACCAGAGGCAAACGACAGCGAAGUAAGAGUAAGCAGCAAGCAAAAGUAGAACUAGAUCACACACGAGAGCUAGAUAAUGAUCAAGCUACAGAGACAGUUGUAGACCGUUCGGUUGGACCGGAGAAAGAUAUAGAAUCAAUAAACAAAGACUUUCUGCAACGAACAAAAGGAUUAGAGCCUGAUAUUGAAUUAAAACAACUGCCUCAAAUUAAACAGGAAUUUAACCAACGUUAUAAAGAUAGGUAUGUUAAACCUUCCGAAGAUUGGUACGUAAACUCCUGGAGGUCUUUAACAAAACCAAAAAUUCCGCUUUACAAGUUAAUAAAUUCAGAUUUUCAAUUAAUAACAAAACUGAAAGCUCCAAACCCAAUGGAAUUUCAACCUGUUCAGCUAAUGGAAAGUCCCUUAAAUGUUGGUGACUUUGUUCUUUUAAAAAUGAGACCCAAUGAAUUGGCGAUGUGUGUAAGUCUUCCAAGUAGCACUAUGGAUCCUCGAUACACUUUUGUUACUAUUGAUGGAACUAUGUGCUUUGCGACCAAAAACCGGGUGUUAUUGAGGAUUCCUCACAAAUUACCUGCUGGAAUCCAUUCACUUAUACAGCCUGAGAGCCAUCACAAACAUUUGCCAAUUGGAACCGUUAAGAACUUUUCUAACCAAACGAAUAUUUUGCCUAUUGUAGCAAGGCAGCUAAUAACAAGUAGGUAUCCAGCCCAAAUUUCAAAGUUGGCCUGGAAAGAUUUGCCCAUUACUACCAAAAAAUUACAGUUACUCCACAGAUCAUUACAAAAUUAUAUGGGUCCAUGGCAGAUUCCUUUUUUUACCCUAGUCGGAUUAGUUCAGAAAUUGGAUUUAAAUAAAGCCUUGGACGAUAAAAAUGGAAUAAAUUACUUAACUAGUUUAGUUAAUAACUAUCACACUGUAAACGAUAUACCAAUAAAUUCACCUACCUUUGUUUCCACGUACUGGGCGAUUAUGCAACAACAGGAAUCGAACCUUUGGGGGGAAAUCCAUCUGAAUACAGCGUUGCUGUCGCCUAUAUCAGUAACGAUUAUUCCCUUAAAAUCACAACAUUUAUAUUAUGCGCAGGUGAUAGAGAAGCUAGAAGCCAACAGUUAUAGAGAGGUCAAUAAGUUUGUAAAAUUGGUGAAUGAAAGGAAAUAUCGCGAUAUAUCAGCUUUAUAUCCUUCUGUGAUCCAAUUAUUGAAAGAUUUUGCUGCUGGGAAUUUUCACAAUAACGGAAUUAUAGUAGCUUUGAUCUCAAAAAUAUUCAGAAAGAUAGAACGCUAUAAGGAUUGUGACAUCACAAGAGAUAUAUGUCAAGAUUUAAUCAAUGAGAUAACACCCAACUCAAUACCCAAUCCAUUGUUACUUAACAUGGAUUUAGCAUUACCUGCUUCCUCGAAGUUAGUGAAAUGGCAACAAAAACUCUACGACUUAACUAAUAUAGAAGAAUUGCAAUGGAAAAAAUCCGGCACUGAUGACGAUAGGUACGAUUUUGGCGAUCUUAGGGUUUUUUGUAUAGACUCUGAAACUGCGCAUGAGAUUGAUGACGGCGUGUCGGUGAAAAACUAUGGUAGAGAUGGACUGUACACUUUAUAUAUUCAUAUUGCGGAUCCAACUUCUAUGUUUCCGGAAAGCACUAAUGUUGAUAUUGAGGGUAUAAGUACAGAUAUCCUAAAUGUUGCCUUGAAAAGAUCAUUUACCACAUAUUUACCAGAUACGGUUGUUCCUAUGUUACCUCAAUCUAUUUGUCACUUAUCAGAUUUGGGGAAACAAGGACAAAGGACGAAAACUAUAUCCUUCUCUGUUGAUGUUAAAAUCACUUCUAAAUGCAGUGGAAAAUCAAUUGAAAUUAUGUAUGACAGUUUUAAAAUCCGGAAAGGCAUUGUGUCCAACUUCCCAAAGGCCACUUAUGAAGAUGUUGACAGGAUACUCGGUACACCCAAUAGCGAAGCAUCACCUGUCAAAAAGGAUUUGGAAAGUUUGUCCAUGAUUUCCAAAUUAUUGAGAGAACAACGUAUAAAAAACAGUAAUGCUGUUAUUUUCGGGGAGGGCUUUAAUAAGGGCCUAGUGAUGCUAAACGCCGAUUCAGAAGGAGAACUGACUGAGGUAACAUUUUCGGAUCAAGAGGAGACGCUGUCUACCAUUUUGGUUUCAGAAAUGAUGAUCUUGGCGAAUACUUUAACGGGUAGAUAUUUUGCGGAGAACAAAAUCGGUGGUGUGUUCAGAUGUUAUAAACAGUUACCACUGGGCGAAGUAGCACAACAACAGUAUGAUUCUAUGAUAACAAGUACAAAAAAAGGAAUUUUUCCCAAGCUAAAAGAUAUCGUUAAGCUUUCUUCAUUGUUGAACUCGAGUUUUUAUACAGGUCGACCUUUUAGACAUGAAAUGAUUGGAGCUAAACAAUAUUUGACAGUAACAUCCCCUCUUCGUCGUUUUCCAGACUUGAUAAAUCAUCUACAAAUUCACCGUCAUUUGCAGAAAAAGCCUCUAUGUUUUAAUCAAACACAAAUCGACAGUUUGAUCUGGCCAAUUCAAUCUCGAGCGGAUAUUUUAAAAAGGGCUAGCCGUAAUUCGUCGACGUACUGGACACUGAAUUAUUUAAAAAAGCUAACCAAACUAGAGCCAGAAAGGACUUUCGAUGUAAUGGUAACAUCAGUACCGCAGAACGGAUUUACUGGAUGUGUUUUUCCAGACUUAUCGUUCGCUAGAGGAACAUUAAAAUUGCAUCCAAGUUCUAUGCAUUAUCCGAUGAUUGGAGAUAUCGUGAAGAAUUGUAAAAUUUCAAAAAUUGACUGUUUAGAAGGAAUGUUAGAGUUGGAAAAGCUAUAA
Messenger RNA from Saccharomyces cerevisiae S288C, 2910 nucleotides. It is a transcript of the gene DSS1, whose product is annotated as exoribonuclease II. Gene Ontology annotation, cellular component: mitochondrial matrix. The record is from RefSeq and is marked reviewed. NCBI's taxonomy places the organism in Eukaryota, Fungi, Ascomycota, Saccharomycetes, Saccharomycetales, Saccharomycetaceae. The transcript has a single exon. Gene Ontology annotation, molecular function: RNA nuclease activity; exoribonuclease II activity; RNA binding. The coding region runs from base 1 to 2910 and encodes 969 amino acids.